CAACUGCCGAGACGUUCAGUUCGAUCGAUCGUUUAAGCCGUAUACGGGACUAUCGCCAUGCCGCAGUCGAGCUUCUUUGCCAAGAGCGUGCCCUUCGAGCAGAUCGACAAGCUGGCCAUCAGUGGCGGCUACUCCUCGAUCUUUUCCACCCAAGAGCCGGCAGUCCCAGUGGUGGGCCAGUGGGAGCAUCGCUUCUGCCGCCUGGCUGACACCUUUCAGCCCGUGCUCGAUCGUGUCCAUGAGUUCGAGGUACGUGAGGACGAUGUGUGGAUUGUGACGCUGCCCAAAUGCGGCACCACCUGGAUGCAGGAGCUCACCUGGCUGGUGAUGAACCAGUGCGACUUCGAGACGGCCAAGAGCGUGGAUCUGACCCUUCGAUCGCCCUUCCUGGAGUUCAAUGGGGUUGUGCCCAAUGUCCCCCACGACACGAUGGAGGCAGCCAAUGCCAUGCCAUCGCCGCGUCUAAUCAAGUCCCACCUGCCGGCCUGGCUGCUGCCUCGCCAGAUCUGGACGAAAAAGCCUAAGAUCAUCUAUGUCUACCGCAAUCCCAAGGAUGCGGCCAUCUCGUACUUCCAUCACUGGCGCGGCAUGGUCGGCUACCAGGGCACCAAGUCGGACUUUAUGCACUCCUUCAUCGACGGCUAUGUGAACUUCACGCCCUGUUGGCCCCAUGUCCUCGACUUUUGGCAGCUACGCCAUGAGCCGCACAUCUUCUUCACCAGCUACGAGCGCAUGAAGGCCCAGUUGGGCGACGUCAUCCGAGAUGUGGCAGCGUUCCUGCAACGACCGAUCACCGGGGAACAGGUGGAGCAGAUGACACAGCACUUGUCCUUCGAAAGUAUGCGCGACAAUCCCGCCUGCAAUCAUGUGAAGGAGUUUGAGAGCAUGAAGGCGGCCGCCGGCCGUGAGGUGGAGGAAUUCAGCUGUUCUUCUUCUCACAGAUUCGUUCGUCGCGGUGUCGUUGGCAGCCACAAGGAUGAGCUCACCGCUGACAUCAUACGGGAGUUCGAUCUCUGGUCGGACAUCAAUCUGCGCGACUACAAAUUGAACAUGGAUGACUUUGCAAACUACAGCAAGUAAUCGUCUAGUUAAUCGUUUCGCUAUAAUGUACAUACUCGUAUAUUGUAUAACAUUGUGUAAUAGUCUGUAAGCUGUGGUGAUAUAUGUUUUAUAAAUGAUGGCAUACCCUCUGUCUAUGUAA
This is a messenger RNA of Drosophila persimilis, 1201 nucleotides long. RefSeq names its product amine sulfotransferase. The transcript is spliced from 3 exons. The record is from RefSeq and is a predicted model, not a curated record. The coding region runs from base 58 to 1080 and encodes 340 amino acids. Gene Ontology annotation, cellular component: cytoplasm. Gene Ontology annotation, biological process: sulfation. NCBI's taxonomy places the organism in Eukaryota, Metazoa, Arthropoda, Insecta, Diptera, Drosophilidae. Gene Ontology annotation, molecular function: sulfotransferase activity.